Caenorhabditis bovis is the source of this 315-nucleotide messenger RNA. Lineage: Eukaryota; Metazoa; Nematoda; Chromadorea; Rhabditida; Rhabditidae. The record is from the annotation of a GenBank genome assembly.
AUGUUCGCGUCAAGGGAGUUGAUAAGAAAACACAAAGCGAUUCAUCUUAUUCCAAAAAAAUCCCUCGAGUGCUCCAAAUGCGAUAAAAAAUAUAGUUCCAAAUCAGCGCUUUCGAAGCAUGAGCGCGUUCAUCAGGAAAACAAGCGGUACGUCUGUCCGGUGUGCAGCGAGGCAUUCCAAAUAAGCGAGCCGUUCAAAAUCCAUAUGAGGAAGCAUGACAAUCUGAAACCAUUUGUGUGCAGCGUCUGCUUUAAACGCUACGCGUCGCGUGCAGUUUGUAAACGGCACAAAUCGGGUCAUAAAAAUAAAGAAUAA